CUCCCCCCCCCGUUUGUGACCCCCCCCCCCCGCCAUGGUCCGCCCCACCGCCCUCCUCAGAAAUGCGGCCAAGCCAAAGCCCAUGUCCGCAGACCACACAAAGUACCACGUCGCCCCCACCGGCUUCUGGAAAAAGUUUAGGGACUCUGUCGUCGUAAACCCCGAAAUCUCGUCUGGUCUUCCCAUCCCUACCGAAAACCGGUACCCCCAACCCGCUUCUCGACCAGAGACAUACGCGACACCUGCCACCAAGGCCAGCGACCCUGCCUUCAACCCUUACUGGAAGCGUGACGCUCGCCGCGCUUACCCCCAGACCUCGGUCAUCACCCAGUCCCACCUCUCCACCCUCCUCCUCUCCUCCCCCGCCCUCGCUUCCCUCCCUUCCCCCGAAACAGCCGUCGAGACCAAGUGGGAAUCGUCGGGUAUCGCCCCCCAAUCCCCACCUUCGGACGCCCAGCAAGUCGUCCCUGCAACCAAGGUGCCCGCCCUGGCAGACGUUUUGCAAAAGCUGCCUCAAGGCAAGGCGUAUCUGGGUGGAGGUCUCACGACUGGCCAAGGGGAAGGGUUGCCCCCCGUUCCCCCGCCGGCUCUGAUUAGUAAGAAGUGGGUGCCAAGGGCCGGCGAGCCGGUGCCGCAUGGGAAAUUUGAUUACUUCCCCAUGUACACUGUCGCUUAGUUUUUAGGUGGUUUGGAAAAGGCGGUUAGAAGUUGUGAUGCACGAUAGAUAAUUGGCCUACCAAACGGAUUUUCCAAAGCUGGUCAAUAGUCUAGAGGCAGAAAUACCAAGUGUUACAAAUGAUGCUAAUAUAUGAUCCGACUUGAUUC
Cryptococcus deneoformans JEC21 is the source of this 825-nucleotide messenger RNA. RefSeq lists its product as hypothetical. The coding region runs from base 35 to 676 and encodes 213 amino acids. The transcript has 5 exons. The record is from RefSeq and is a predicted model, not a curated record. NCBI's taxonomy places the organism in Eukaryota, Fungi, Basidiomycota, Tremellomycetes, Tremellales, Cryptococcaceae.